Messenger RNA from Cheilinus undulatus (humphead wrasse), 708 nucleotides. It is a transcript of the gene gjz1, whose product is annotated as gap junction alpha-3 protein. The coding region runs from base 1 to 708 and encodes 235 amino acids. NCBI's taxonomy places the organism in Eukaryota, Metazoa, Chordata, Actinopteri, Labriformes, Labridae. The record is from RefSeq and is a predicted model, not a curated record. Gene Ontology annotation, biological process: cell communication. Gene Ontology annotation, cellular component: connexin complex. The transcript has a single exon.
AUGGCUGCCAUAGUAACAGGCCUGAUCCCCAUCCUGCGCACAGCAGUUGAUGCCACCACCACCUACAAGUGUCGCUCGCUGUGGUUUGGCUUCCUGAGCAUCCGCCUGGUGAUUCUUUUCCUUGCCGAGCUUCCUUUCACCAAACUGGACGCUGACUUCACCUGCAACGGCACCAGAGACAGCAUCUGUACCCGAGCCUGCUUUAACAGACACUUUCACAAACCCAUGAUGGUGGCAUGGAACUUCAUCUUCGUGCUGGUUGUCAUCUCUGUGCUGCUCAUGGAGCUGUUCACCUCCCACCUGCGCUCCCUGGCCCAGAAGAGGAGGGAUAAGGCAGAGGAGGAGGAGAUGAAUGCUCAGGGGAAGGAGGAGGCCCCGGAUGUGUCCGAAGACCCAAGGGGUAGGACGGUGAUCAACCUUCACAGAGACAGAGGAACGGUGGGCUUCUACCUGCUCAGCAUCAUCCUGAGAAUCCUGGUAGAAACCUGGUUUGUUUGCGUUCUGCUCUCCUGGAACCUCCCGGCUCUGAGCGAUGAUCAGUUCAACUGUUCCACAACCAUCUGCUCACAGUUACAUGUUUGUGUUGUUAGGGCAGCACCAGAGAAACGCAUGUCUAUUUACGCCUUGGCUUCCAUCUCUGGCAUGAUUAUUGUUGUUUCAGUCUUGUUUUGUAUGUACUCCAUUGCUCAUUACCUCUUCAACGUUUAA